UGGCAGUGGUGAUGGUGGUGGUGGUAGUAGUCAUGCAGCUAUUGGUUUGAGUGUCUCCUAGAGCAACAACACCGAGGCAGUGGCAGUCGGUGUGGUGACAGGGAUCCAUGAAGGUGGAGACAGUGGUCGUGAAAAUGCAUGGUGAUGGAGGUGUCUCAUUAUUAGAUUACGUAAAAUAGGAUAAAGAGGAGAGUGGAUUCAAGUGAGAAAGGCCAGAGCCAUUACUCUUCUCUAAUUCGUGAUAUUAACAUGUGCACAACCACGGAGAAAAAUAGUCUGGGGAUAAGAUACAGAGAUCAUAUUUAAUUUUCAUACGCUAUGGAGAAACUGCACAUUUUGGUUUGCCCUUCGGAUCGAGAGAGCGGGCCUUCAUUAGCAAGCUAUGUAUUAUGGGUUAGUGCUAAUGCAAUACACUUCUCAUUGUGCGUAUCCCAAGGUGACCUGUUUGUUCCUUCCACUCAAAACUUCUCACUCCUCCCUCCAAUGCAACAUUUCUGAUGCUAUUAUACGCAGUUUCCUUAUUUUUCUUUUCACUGCCAACAAAAUAAGUGUGUGAAAUCAGGAGUUAAGCAGUACUUUUUAACUAUAUUGUCCUUGAACUGAACGGCAACAGUCAGCAAGUGAGGCAGCAAUGCCGCAGCAUCAUUUGAGCAAUGCGCAGUUCUUGCCGCGGCGCUGGGAGGGAGACAACUGCAAUGGCACAAGAAGAGUCAGUCCGACUGGUGCCUGUGAACGGCGCGGUAACCACUCUUGACGGCCUGAGGAUGGUGCAGGUGACUCGCCCUGCCCUUACCGUAGCCUGCCGCUCCAAUCUCUACGACCACUGCCCCGCUCAUGCACCAGAUCUGCGCGAGAGGGUACGAAGACAGACGCAUGCCUGCAGCAGGUGUUCACUCGGCCGUCUUUGGUCUGCGGUGAGGGCUCGUCUGCCCAUCCUCGACUGGCUGCCUGAGUAUCGAGUUUGUCAUGUACUCCUCGGGGACGUAAUCGCCGGCGUCACUGUCGGUGUCAUGCAUAUUCCACAAGGGCUUGGAUACGCCAUGCUUGCCGGCCUGCCUCCCAUCACCGGCCUCUACAUGUCCUUCUUCCCCGUGCUGGUGUAUGUGCUGAUGGGGACCUCCCGCCACGUGUCUAUAGGCACAUUCGCGGUUUCGUGUAUGAUGAUGGAAAAGCUGGUGCUGGAGCUGAGCACCAGGGACUCCACGCUCACCACCACGCCGGAUCCAGCAGGUGAGAACGGAACACUCGUGCUGGCUCCCGAUGGCUCUCCUCAUAGUGUGGUGACCUCCGUCAAUACCACUGCCGCCUCUACUGCAGCAGUCAGUCCCAGCCCGCAGGAGGUGGCCGCCGUUUUAGCGCUCGUUGUGGGCAUAUGGCAGGUGUUGAUGGGCGUCCUGCAGAUGGGCCAGGUGUUCCUCGUGCUCCUCUCCCACAUGAUCAUCUCCGCCUUCACCACCAGUAUCGCCUUCCUGGUCCUCACAUCGCAGCUCAAGAACGUGUUAGGGAUCCCCGUGUCCCGUUAUUCCGGUCCCUUCAAGACCGUCCACACAUACCGGGACCUGUGCCUCGGCCUGCCCGCUGCCAACCCGGUGGUGGUGGUGGUGUCCGUGGUCUGCAUCAUUGCGCUGGUGGUCAACAACGAGAUACUGAAGCCCCGCAUGAGGAAAGUAAGCCGCAUCCCUGUGCCCAUGGAGCUCCUGGUGGUGGUGGCGGGCACAGCAGUGAGUGACCUGCUGCACCUGGAGGAGAGGCAUCACGUCACCGUCGUCGGCCACGUCCCUACAGGACUCCCUUUUCCCUCCGCUCCCCGCAUGGAGCUGCUGCCGUCAGUGCUGGUUGAUGGCUUCCUCAUUGCACUCAUCAGCUACACCUCAACCUUCUCCAUAGCCAAGAUUUUCGCCCAGAGACAAGGCUACACUGUUGAUGCCGUGCAGGAGUUGUAUGCUCAGGGAAUGAGCAACGCGUUUGGUUCCUUCUUCUCCUGUGGCCCCGUGGCUGCCUCCAUGUCGAGGUCACUCAUUCAGGAAGCAGCUGGCGGCGUUACCCAGCUCACUACCGCCUUCUCCUGCGCCUUCGUGGUGUUGGUUCUUUCCGUCAUUGGGCCGUACUUCAGGACACUGCCUCAUUGCGUGCUGUCCGCCGUCAUCCUGGUGUCCCUCAAGGGUCUCUUUCUGCAAGUGAAGGAUCUGACCAAGCUGUGGUCGUCCUCUCGCCUCGACGCCGCUAUCUGGCUGGCCACUUUCGUGGUGAGCGUGGUGGUGGGUCUGGACUACGGCCUCCUGGCGGGCCUGGCGGCCUCGGCGGUGGUGCUGUUCCUUCGUUCACAGCGACCGCCAGCCCUCCACCUCGGCCACGUGCCCUUCACUGACCUUUACCUCGACCUGGACACCUACCACAAGGCGGUGAAGGUGCCCGGCGUGAAGAUCUUCCAGUUCGGCGGGCCACUCCACUUUGGCAACGCCUCUUACUUCCAUUCCAGCCUCUUCUCCGUCACUGGCCUGGACCUUGCCGCCGCCAAGCCUGCCGCCACCACCACGGUGCCGCUCAUGGACACACGCCAGUCUGAGGAAGAUACUUCAAGUCAAGACAACGGUGAUGGGGACAUUAUGAAUCAAGACGAAGUGAAUGAAGGAAUGAAUCAAGCCUCUACUCAAGAAGCUGACAAAGACUCGUCGUCCUCCCAGCCUCCCUCGAGCAGAGAUCUGACUCUAGCUACCGUGGGCAGCCAGGCAGUGAAGAGCUCCACCUGUUCCACAUCACCGGUGUGCCGCUGGCUGGUGCUCGACUUGUCCUUUGUCAGCUUCGUGGACACCACGGGCGCCAGUCACCUGAGGCAGCUGCACCGCGAUCUCCAGACCGCUGGCGUCACCCUGUGUCUGGCGUCCGCCUCAGACAGGGUGGUGGACGCCCUUGAGAGAUGCAGUGUGCUGGAGGAGAUCAGCCGCGACCUCGUCUUUCACUCCACCCACGACGCCGUCACCACCAUCACCUCUCUCGAUCCCUACCACUCACCGGCCACCGUGCCGGACCUAUAGUCGCUGCCACAUCCCAGCGGUGGUGCUUAAAUCUAUAAAUGGAGUCACCUUUACGUGUUAGUUCCGUCUGUUUUGUAUUAGGGAAAUUACUAAAUCAGAUAACUUAUGUGUAUUCUAUUUUUCUUUAUGAAUAAGAGAGUGGGAAAAGCUGUGAAAAUAUGUUACCUAUACAUGCUAUGUAAGAAAA
Messenger RNA from Scylla paramamosain (green mud crab), 3222 nucleotides. Its product is annotated as prestin-like. Gene Ontology annotation, biological process: transmembrane transport. The coding region runs from base 654 to 3035 and encodes 793 amino acids. Gene Ontology annotation, cellular component: plasma membrane. Gene Ontology annotation, molecular function: sulfate transmembrane transporter activity; bicarbonate transmembrane transporter activity; chloride transmembrane transporter activity. The record is from RefSeq and is a predicted model, not a curated record. The transcript has 15 exons. Lineage: Eukaryota; Metazoa; Arthropoda; Malacostraca; Decapoda; Portunidae.